Cloeon dipterum is the source of this 1043-nucleotide messenger RNA. RefSeq names its product multiprotein bridging factor 1 (gene mbf1). The transcript is spliced from 5 exons. NCBI's taxonomy places the organism in Eukaryota, Metazoa, Arthropoda, Insecta, Ephemeroptera, Baetidae. Gene Ontology annotation, molecular function: DNA binding. Bases 183 to 584 code for a protein of 133 amino acids. The record is from RefSeq and is a predicted model, not a curated record. Gene Ontology annotation, cellular component: nucleus.
GCUUGGGCGAUACUCGUUGCUGAUUGGGCGAUACGUUUCCAUUUGUUGUGAUCGCCAUCUUGAACCUUGAAUCGCAGAAGAUAAUAAACCACGAGCACCCAGUUUUCUGCUUGUCUCCGAGGCUCCCGUAAAUACAGACAACCGAUUUUUCGCAGAAAGUGACUUUUUUUCUCGCCGGCAAUAUGAACAUGAAAAACGUCUCCGCUAAGUCUGAACAGGCUGUGAACGCCGCCAGGAGGCAAGGAAUGUCCGUGGACACGACACAAAAAUGGGGUGCCGCUACCAACAAGCAGCACCAGACCUCCAAGAACACGGCCAAACUGGACAGAGAGACUGAUGAGCUGAAGCAUGAUAAGAUUUCGAUGGAUGUAGGAAAACUGAUUCAGCAGGGCCGUUUGGCCAAGGGCUGGAGCCAGAAGGAGCUUGCCACAAAAAUCAAUGAAAAACCGCAGAUCAUCAAUGACUAUGAGGCUGGCAGAGCGAUUCCAAACCAAGCAAUUCUUGGCAAGAUCGAGCGUACUAUCGGAGUAAAACUAAGGGGACAGAACAAAGGAGAAAACGUCCCUGGGGCAGCCAAGAAGUAAAUUAAUUAUGGCAUGCUUCCCAGGGAAAUAGGGUUGGUCCACUUCGGGGUGGACAACUUAUAAAAAAAAUCUAAAUUAAAAAAAAUCAUUUAGCUCGCAAAAAAAUCGCAUAAAAGCAAACUCGUCAGUGCUUAAAGCAGCUAACUUGGAAUCCACUGUUCUUUUUCUACUGUACUGCAUCGACUGUCCAUAAUCAUUCAUUGAUUUGUUGCCCAAAAUGCUCUGUGUAACCCUUAACAUUAGCUAGCCUCUCAGUGGAUAAUGUACCUUUUAAAAGUUUUUCUGAUUUUAAUUUGUACAAAAAAACGAGGUUUUAUUUCGCCAUUAUUAAACAUUUCCCUCUUUUGUUAUUCUUUCAAAAGACAUCGUUUAAUAUUCUAUAAUAUUUGGUUGGCUGAUUUGUGAUAAUUCGUUUCUUGGCAAUGGUUGCAAAAUAAAAUGUAGUGCUCAGUUAGUGAA